GGUGGGCGACGCACCGCAUUGGCCGUCUGAGAGAGAGGACGGGAGCGCCUUCCUCCCCGAGCGACGUGACGCACGCAGGUCCCAGCAGCGCUCUGUUUGCGCCUGUCCCCGCAGUGUACCGCAGAGGACUGCCGCAAAACAGGCGACAAUAGGCCUCCUCCUCACACACACACCGCGAAUAGAACUCAGACCCACACACUCAAUACAUUCGUCGCCUCCAGGAUUAUCAGAGUUAUAUUCUUUGUUAAUAUCUGCUGCUGCUGGGAGGUCAACUCGGAGGACGUCUGUGCGCUUUUCCUUGGAAUGGAUUGGCUGUGCAGGAGGAGGGGGUUCUAGCGGUGUGAUCACGGUGGGCCGGCUGAGGGCUGAGGCUGCAUGUGCGCUACUUCGUGACGUCGAGGCAACAGGCAUGCUGGUUUUGUAGCGGGAGCAAAAAAAAAAGGCGCAUAUCCUCCCUGCAUGCGUCCGUCACUUCUGUUCUCUUCCUCCGAGCGUCUUCGAUUCCACACCGAAAGAAGUACCUAGUUCAUUGAGCUUCGAGCAAGAUGGCACAUCUCAUCCGGCACAAGAUCUCCAACAAGCUGACCAAUGCGGCCAACACGGUGUCGGACAAGUCCCAGGCCAAGGUCAGCGGCGUGUUCGCCCGGCUGGGCUUCCAGGCCGCCACGGACGAGGAGGGCCUGGGCUUCGCGGACUGCGAUGACUUGGAUUACGACUACAGACACGGGAUGCAAAUGGAUGUCCUUCCAGACGACGGCGGCGAGGGGGGGCUGCCGUUGGAGGGGAGCGAGGAGGGGGGGGAGCUGGACGGGGACAGCCACUACCAGCGGGACGGCACCGCCGUCCGCCGCCGGCCCUCGGGCCUGAAGACCGGGGGCUCGCUCGAGGAGGACAAGCCAAAGAUCACCUCCUGGGAGGCCGGGUGGAACGUCACCAACGCCAUCCAGGGCAUGUUCGUCCUCGGCUUGCCCUACGCCAUCCUCCACGGCGGCUACCUCGGCCUCUUCCUCAUCAUCUUCGCAGCCGUGGUUUGCUGCUACACGGGCAAGAUCCUGAUCGCGUGCCUCUACGAGGAGAACGAGGACGGCAUCCUGGUGCGCGUGCGGGACUCCUACGUGGACAUCGCCAACGCGUGCUGCGCGCCCCGCUUCCCCGCGCUGGGCGGCCACGUGGUCAACGUGGCGCAGAUCAUCGAGCUGGUCAUGACGUGCAUCCUGUACGUGGUGGUCAGCGGCAACCUGAUGUACAACAGCUUCCCGGGCCUGCCCGUGUCCCAGAAGGCCUGGUCCGUGUUGGCUACGGUGGCGCUGCUGCCGUGCGCCUUCCUGAAGAACCUCAAGUCCGUGUCCAAGUUCAGCCUGCUGUGCACCCUCGCGCACUUCGUCAUCAACGUCCUGGUCAUCGCCUACUGCCUCUCCCGGGCGCGCGACUGGGCCUGGGAGAAAGUCAAGUUCUACAUCGACGUCAAGAAGUUCCCCAUCUCCAUCGGCAUCAUCGUGUUCAGCUACACCUCGCAGAUCUUCCUGCCCUCGCUGGAGGGCAACAUGCAGAAGCCCAGCGAGUUCCACUGCAUGAUGGACUGGACCCACAUCUCGGCCUGCGUGCUGAAGGGGCUCUUCGCCCUGGUGGCUUACCUCACGUGGGCGGACGCCACCAAGGAGGUGAUCACCGACAACCUGCCGUCCACCAUCCGGGCCGUGGUCAACCUCUUCCUGGUGUCCAAGGCCCUGCUCUCCUACCCGCUGCCGUUCUUCGCCGCGGUGGAAGUCCUGGAGAAGUCCAUGUUCCAGGGCGGUGGCGGCAGGGCCAGCCUCCCCAACUGCUACGGACCGGCCGGACAGCUCAAGUCCUGGGGGUUGGGCCUCCGGGUGGCGCUGGUGGUGUUCACGCUGCUCAUGGCGAUCUUCGUGCCGCACUUCGCCCUGCUCAUGGGCCUGACGGGGAGUCUGACGGGCGCCAGCCUGUGCUUCCUGCUGCCGGCUCUCUUCCACCUCAAGCUGCAGUGGAGGAAGCUCCUCUGGCACCACGUGUUCUUCGACGUCGCCAUUUUUGUGAUCGGGGGUAUUUGCGCAAUUUCGGGCUUCAUCCACUCGGUGGAGGGGCUGAUCGAGGCGUACAGGUAUAACCUCCACGACUGAGGAGCCGAGUGCGGAGAUACAGGCCAGACCCGCAGUGUGUGUGUGUGUGUGUGUGUGUGUGUGUGUGUGUGUGUGUGUGUGUGUGUGUGUGUGUGUGUGUGUGUG
Messenger RNA from Gadus morhua (Atlantic cod), 2243 nucleotides. Its product is annotated as vesicular inhibitory amino acid transporter. Lineage: Eukaryota; Metazoa; Chordata; Actinopteri; Gadiformes; Gadidae. The transcript is spliced from 2 exons. Gene Ontology annotation, cellular component: vacuolar membrane. The record is from RefSeq and is a predicted model, not a curated record. Bases 546 to 2138 code for a protein of 530 amino acids. Gene Ontology annotation, molecular function: L-amino acid transmembrane transporter activity. Gene Ontology annotation, biological process: amino acid transmembrane transport.